AUGGUGACCUCACCCAAACGCUCGGCCAGCCCACUUCCCACGCGCGAACGCAUCCCAGUCGCACACAUCUCCGAGGUCGAGUUUGGUGAGCCGGAGAUUGCCGAGAACGACUAUUUGAGCCGACUGCCAGACGCCCUUGCUCAGCGCAUCCUUGCUUAUGUGGUUAAAUCUUCCGACGAUCCCAAGCUACAACUGUGCCGGUUCGUACCACGCAACUUUCGCUCGCUACCAAAAGCGUUGCCCAGUCUGCACAAAACAACUCUGCUCGCAUCUUUCCUCAUGCAUUGUGGUGGCACCGGGUCGUUGGCAUUUGAUACAAACAGGAUCGCCAUGGUCUCGCGUCAUUGGCGUCUACAAGCCAGCAAUCGGGAGCUGUGGGCUCCUCUCGUGCCACAACUGGCGUAUUUCGAUUCACCCAACCGCACGCUCCGCCAGGCCCACUCGAUGCCUUUUUUCUUCUCCCGUCUCAUCAACAUCUUACAUGCCAACAAUAGGCCUUUGGGUCGCGUCAAUCCCAACCUCAACAGCCCAGCCGCCACACCAUAUUUUGAGUUUUCAAGUUUGCUCGUCCCGGGCAAGGAGAACGGCUCAAGAACCCCGGCAACGCCCGCCCUUCCCCCCAACUCCUUGUCAGCCACCCUUGGAUUCACUCCAACGCCUUUGCGACGCCCACAGCGUCAGAUUGCCCCAAUCGUGCUCCACUCGGCACCCAUGGCCCCAGCGCGGGCGGAAUCACCAGCCUUGUCUGGCACAGCUACAGGAGCCUCGAAUCCGUCUGCCAUCCCAGCCUCUCCUGCAACGCCUCGCGCUCGUCAGCUACGGGAUUCCGGAUCCAGCCGCUCCGCCACCCGGCCGCACUCAGCAGCUGGCAGCCUGGCUCGGCAACGUCGUCGUUUGCAUCUCUCUUAA
This is a messenger RNA of Monosiga brevicollis MX1, 909 nucleotides long. RefSeq lists its product as uncharacterized. Lineage: Eukaryota; Choanoflagellata; Craspedida; Salpingoecidae. The transcript is spliced from 3 exons. Bases 1 to 909 code for a protein of 302 amino acids. The record is from RefSeq and is a predicted model, not a curated record.